AUGGUGAAAGGGAAGUCUGAUCACUCUGCUUUUUAUAAGCAUUCUAAAACAGGUAUUAUCUUAUUAGUUGUCUAUGUGGAUGACAUUGUCAUCAUCGGUAGUGACACGGCUGGUAUUGCAUCUCUUAAGACCUUUUUUCAUGGUCAAUUUCAGACUAAAGAUCUUGGUACAUUAAAGUAUUUUCUAGGUUUCGUGGUAAUAUGGAGUAAGAAAGGUAUAUUUCUCUCCCAAAGAAAAUAUGUACUUGAUCUAUUGACAGAGACGGGAAAACUGGGAGCUAAGCCGUGCAAUACUCCAAUGAUCCCAAAUUCACAGUUGACACCAGAGGGGGAGCCAUUUGAUGAUCCAGAAAGAUAUAGGAGAUUGGUUGGUAAGCUAAACUAUCUGAUUGUAACCCGACCUGAUAUCACUUACUCGGUUAGUGUUGUAAGUCAGUUUAUGGCAUCACCAACUGUUGAUCAUUGGAGAGCUGUUGAACAAAUCUUGAACUACUUGAAAGGGGCUCCAGGGCGUGGAAUUGUGUAUCAAAACCAUGGACAUAUGAAGAUUGAGUGUUUUGCAGAUGCAGACUAUGCAGGGUCUAAGGAGAAUCGGAGAUCUAUAACCGGAUUUUGUGUCUUCUUCGGUGGGAACUUGAUCUCGUGGAAAAGCAUGAAGCAGAGUGUUGUCUCACGGUCAAGUGCAGAGUCAGAGUAUAGAGCAAUGGCACAAGCAACCUGUGAAAUCUUGUGGAUACCUCAGCACCUGGAGAUUCCUCAAGCUUCAAUCUGUUUGUUGAUAUUAAUCGUGAACCUGUACGCUUGGCCUGAAGAAGGCUUCUAG
Messenger RNA from Ipomoea nil (Japanese morning glory), 822 nucleotides. RefSeq lists its product as uncharacterized. The transcript has a single exon. Lineage: Eukaryota; Viridiplantae; Streptophyta; Magnoliopsida; Solanales; Convolvulaceae. The record is from RefSeq and is a predicted model, not a curated record. Bases 1 to 822 code for a protein of 273 amino acids.